CUUUUUUAUAUUUUCUCUUCUGCAAUGAUUCGAAAUGUGGAGCAUGUAUUCACAUGGGCGGCCAGAGAUGUCAAGUUCUUAUACGCCAUCACCAAUUGUUUUAUUCAAUUAAUGAAGUAUCCUCUCCAUAUUUUUGGUCAUAUGGUUUUUAGGGGUUUCCUGUAUUAGUCUGGAUCUUGGCUGGAAGAGGAUUGAGAAAAGGCAUCCAUGGGAAGAGGGAAGGUUCUGCUGAAGAAGAUAGAGAAUAGAAUCAACAGACAAGUUACAUUCUGUAAGAGGAAAACUGGGUUGUUGAAGAAGGCCUGCGAGCUCUCGGUGCUUUGUGAUGCAGAAGUGGCUCUAAUCAUCUUCUCUAACAGUGGAAAGGUCUCUGAAUAUUCCAGUACCAGUAUUGGAAAAACAUUUCAGAAGUACAAGGAAGCCAAUGCUCACAGAAUGGAGCGUGUUGAGACUCAUAAAAACAGUGACAUUCAGUAUUGGCAACACGAGGCAAGAAAGCUCAGGCAGGAAACUGAGAGUCUUGGAAAUACCAUCAGGCAACUAAUGGGAGAAUCCCUUACAUCCUUAAGCAUUUGGGAUCUUCAGCAGCUUGAAAAGUUACUGGAAAAGAGCCUUGCUUGUGUAAGAUCAAAGAAGGACGAAAGGCUAAGUGACGAGAUUGCCAACCUGAAAAGAAGGGAUCUCUUCUUACAAUCACAAAAUCAGAUUCUCAUGAAUGCGAUAGAGCGAAGCGAAGAAAGCACAAGUAGAGUAGAGCUGGAUAGUUUAGCUCAAGGUGUUGUAAAGAAUCUGCUAGAUAUUAAUUCAGGAGAAUCUCAGCAGUACUCCAGUGGCAAUAAUCUAGUUAUUGAAACUGCUCUUCAACUUGGAUAAACUUUUAGCUGGCAAUUCAGAUUUUUCAACCUGCAAAGCUUCUUCAGAAAAUCAUAUUUACACGUAUGAGUUGCAGAUAUAUUAAAUAAUCUAUGUGCUCAAAUUAUAAUUGAACUCUGACUAUGCCGUUCACUCUAACAAACUUAUUAAUUUGUUUAUUAUUUUGAGAAGAAUGAUGGCGCACUUCAUAGUUACAAACAACUUGCUCAAGCCUAAGAAAAACAAAACUUAAAUUUUAUUUAUCUUAAUAAGAAUUUGAGCACCAUGAUGCCAACUUUAGUGUACAUUAUUAUAUGCCUGCACGCACUGCAGAAUACAUGGUGUGUGUAAGAAAUCUCUCUU
Molecule: messenger RNA, 1215 nt
Organism: Cryptomeria japonica (Japanese cedar)
Lineage: Eukaryota; Viridiplantae; Streptophyta; Pinopsida; Cupressales; Cupressaceae
Product: MADS-box transcription factor 23-like
Exons: 9
Coding region: 208-873 (221 amino acids)
Biological process (GO): positive regulation of transcription by RNA polymerase II
Cellular component (GO): nucleus
Molecular function (GO): RNA polymerase II cis-regulatory region sequence-specific DNA binding; protein dimerization activity; DNA-binding transcription factor activity, RNA polymerase II-specific
Source: RefSeq, a predicted model, not a curated record